Molecule: messenger RNA, 2822 nt
Organism: Pieris rapae (cabbage white)
Lineage: Eukaryota; Metazoa; Arthropoda; Insecta; Lepidoptera; Pieridae
Product: membrane-bound alkaline phosphatase-like
Exons: 9
Coding region: 69-1586 (505 amino acids)
Biological process (GO): dephosphorylation
Molecular function (GO): alkaline phosphatase activity
Source: RefSeq, a predicted model, not a curated record
CUGCUCUGUUAAGAUAUAAAUAAAGAUAUAUAUAAUAAUAAGAUAUACCUGUCAGUUUUGUGUUUAAAAUGAAUCUGUGUGUGUGUUUAGUUAUUUUAAGUUUUAACUGUGUGAAAUCAAGAAGUAUUUCGGAGAAAAAUCCUAUACCAAAAAAGAUAUUUGACGAAAAGAAUAAAGAUCACUGGAGGCAGCAAGCACAAUGGACUUUACGGGCAAAGCUCUCAAAGCCGCAAAACACAAAAGUAGCAAAGAACGUAAUACUAUUUCUGGGUGAUGGUAUGAGUAUCACCACACUAGCAGCCACCAGGGUAUAUUUGGGACGAAAGUAUGGAUUUACAGGAGAAGAGGUCAAAUUGAGUUUUGAAUCGUUUCCUCAUACUGGAUUGGCGAAGACAUACUGCGUAGACAGCAAUGUAGCUGACUCUGCUUGCAGCGGAACAGCCUACCUAACAGGUGUAAAGGCGAACAGUGGGACCGUGGGGCUUAGUGGAGCUGUCAAGCGUGGAGACUGCGAAGGUCAGCGCGAUACGGCAAAUACUGUUACUGGGUUGGUGGACUGGGCGCAGAAGUCUGGAAAAGCUACAGGGAUAGUGACAACAACACGCGUGACACAUGCGACACCGGCCGCUGCGUACGCGCAUUCAGCCGACCGGAAGUGGGAAGCGGAUACUGAUUUACCGAAGCACGGCCUUCGGUGUGACGACAUUGCCAGUCAGCUGGUGAGAGGCGGCGUGGGCAGGCGCAUUGAUGUUGUUUUAGGAGGUGGAAGAAAGAACUUCCUUCCACGCUCUGAAAAAGAUUCAAGAGGCAAACCAGCAGGAUACAGACGAGACAAAAAUAAUCUCAUUCGAGAAUGGCUUUUAAGCAAAGAAUCUUUGGGACAAACCCCCAAAUAUGUAUACAACAAAAAAGAUCUGUUAAAUCUCGAUACAAAGUACAAUAGUGUGUUAGGAUUAUUUUCAUAUGAUCACAUGCCAUAUCACUUGGAGGCAGAUGAAGAUGAUCCAAGUUUAAGUGACAUGACGCGGAAGGCGAUCGAAAUUUUAUCCAGAAAUUCGAAUGGAUAUUUCCUGUUUGUUGAAGGAGGGAGAAUCGACACCGCCCACCACGAGACCAAGGCCCGCAAGGCUCUGGAUGAGACAGCAGAGUUCGCAAAGGCUGUGGAAGCAGCUCUCCGACUUAUAAACACUGAAGAUACCCUUGUUGUUGUAACAGCGGACCACAGUCAUACAAUGACGUAUAGUGGCUAUAGUGAAAGAGGAUCCGAUAUAUUGGGAUUUGGAACUAAGAUCAACGCGUCUGAUGAACUCCCCUACACCACUUUGAGUUACGCAAACGGGCCAGGGUAUAGGCCGCACCAGGAUUUCAGAAGAGCUAAUGUUAUGUUAGACGAUUUGUCUAGCCUAAACUUCACGUACCCCGCCCUCGUACCAAUAGUACGGGAGACGCAUGGUGGAGAAGACGUAGCUGUGUUUGCGACCGGCCCUUGGUCUCACCUGUUCAGCGGGAACUAUGAGCAGAACUUUAUUCCACAUGCGAUCGCCUAUGCCGCCUGUCUGGGCACAGGACUGACCGUUUGUUCAUAAUAUAAAAGUUCUGUUGUGUGACACUAGAUGGCGUUAAAAUAAAUAUGAGUUUUAGCUCUUUUAUAGAAAAGUUUAGAGUGGAUUUUUGAAGUGUACUGAACUUUCUUAAAUGAAAAGAGAAACUGCAUCUAACAUUGUGAUUUCUGUCGAAUUGAUUUGCUAUUUCAUUGAAUAUCCCUUAUUUGAUGUAUCAUAAAAUAUAUGGUUUAGGUUGUUAAUUAAGAUUAUAAACAAAAUAUGCAAUAAUUAAUAGUAUUAGUUAUGUUUAGUGAGAUUUACAAUCUCAAGUAUUAUAUAUUAACAAUUUCUCAUCAUUUUACGUAUCACUCGAGCGAGUCAUAAGAUAUUGAAGAAUUAAUACGUAAAAAUUAAGAUUUCAUACACACUGUCUUAAGUUACGUGGUAAUGUGAUAUUAUUAAUAAUAAGAGUUAUCUAUAAGAAAUUUAAAAAACCGACGAUACAUUAUGUUUUUUAUUAGAGUAUGUAUUUUUAUAGUAUUGUAAGAACUAAAUAAUAAGAAUUUUAGUAAGCCUGCAUGUCUAAUUUAGUUACCGUAAACAAGAGUUUUGUGAGUCCGGAUUCUAGGAAAACAAUUUUGUCUGAACGUUAACAAACAUUUUCCUUUACUCGUAAACUUCUCUUUUAAUUGAAAAUCAACCUGUAAAUAUUUCUGCCAACACCAAUACGAUUUGAGAAAUGAAAUUCUACAGAAAUAACUUCAUCAAUGUUGUUCAAGUUUAUUAGUUGAAUGACACUUAUGUAAGAAAUCGGGCAAUAGUUAGUGUGUAAGAGUAAUGUUAGUUCGUAUUAAAUAGAUUGUUACGUACAGGCAAAAAAAACAUUAAUACAGUUAAUGAUUUUUUUUGCUGGUGCGUAACAAUUGAUAUUAUCAAAAUUUAAUUUAAUGAAGUUAUUAUAUUUAAGGUUUUUAGAUCGUAAGAAGAUUUUUCAGUAUUAAAUCUCUUAAAAAGUUGUUUUUCUAACAUUGAACCCUUGUAUCUGACACGUCUAUAUAGGUAUAAAAAUUAAUUGUUCUUCAUUUGUCUCGCUAAUCGAGAAUGGCUGGACUGAUUUGGCCAAGUUGAUCUUGAACUAUUUCUGAAAGUUCAGGGAAGGUUUAUACAUUAAUACUAGCAAUAACAUAGGCAUACAUUAUUUAAUUUUCCAAUACAAUCGUUACUAGCUUUUAAACACUUGAUGUCUUUUGUUUUUUGAAAUAAAAAAAUAUAAGUCUA